AUUUCCAACUCUGUCCUUUUUAUUUGCGGAACUAACUUAAGGAGGAGAGAGUCCUUACACGCGUAGCACUCAAUGUCCACUUUGCUUUACAGCGUGUGCCUGACGCCUGUUGCUGAUUGCAAACACAAUUUUCAGUUCGGGACACGCGAUAUACCUGGAAAUAAAAUGCUACAGGGAAGUAUACUGGAAAUGAACUCCACAGCUAGACAAACACAACCCAGCUUUGUUUAAUUGAAUCUAAUUGAAUGGUCUCUGUCAUUGUGUAGUAAAACAAAUGCUAUGAGCAUAAAAACCAUGAAGAGAAUAAUAUAUGAAAUGAGAGACUAACAAAAAUAUAAUUAUGUUUUCUUCAUUUUUUUCCACGCCAACUAUCCUACUGCCUUACCAUAAAGGCACAAAUAGACGCGCAGCAACAAUUCAAAGGGCGGCUGGCGGUAUACUGCCUCUGAAGUCUGUUGUCAAUUCUCCAAAUUUUACUCGGAAGUCAUGUCUGAAAACGGCUUAUGUUGCCACAUACAUAGUGAAUGAACUGCAGUAAAGUGAGCAGACAUGUGGAAAGCCAGCGGCCACUCGGGUUUUUGUUGCGCGUCUAUUAGUGCCUCAUACGGUAAAGCGGUGUAGAUAGUCAGAGCGGAUAAAAAGAACGAAAACACAACUAUUUUUUAGUUAUAGUCUAUCAUUUGAUUUUUUUUUUUGUUAUCUUCAUGGCAUAUCUCUUCAUGUAAAUUAUGUAUUUUUACUUCAAAUUGAAGGGCAAGUCUGUAAAAAAUGACUAAUUUAUUCCUAAUGUAGCCAUACUAAGAUGCUGAUUAAAAAAAAUUCCUUGAGAGGUUAUAAGUGAAUACAUUUGUGUUUGUCGUAAUUUUAGGCCGUUUCAGCCAACCACGCUGUUUUACCGUAAAGCCACAAGUAGACGCGCAAAAAAAAAAAAAAAAAACUGGUGGCGGCUGGCUUCCCACAUGGCGGCUCACUUUACUGCAGUGUGAAUGAGCCCUCGUUGUUAUAUUUAUUCUUCCUCAACUCAAAACAUCCUGUUAUUAUGGAGGACCAUACAUGACUUAAGUAUAAAUAAAUAAAUAAAUAAAUGUAUAAAUAAAUACAGAAAUAAAUGAAUAAAUAAAAAAGGAAAUACAUAAAUAAAUACAGAAAUGUCUUAAAUAUAUUUCCACAUUUAUUUAUUUUCACAUUUCUGUGUCCGUAUGCUAAGGAGAAAGACGGGCCUUAGCACAGUCUCAUGCGGGAUUGGUCACAGGAGUGUAAUGAUCCAGCCCUUCUACUUCUGCCUCUCAAUGCUGACUAUUGUUCAGAAGCUGUUUGCAGCGUUUAGCCAGUUCACACUUAAAAUGAACUAGUUCAAGUUCAGAGGGUUAGUUAAGGUUAUUUUUUAUUGGGAAGGUUUAGGUGUCAGUAGUUCUGACUGUGAGCGCCCAAUGGCGGAGCCAGGGGGUGGCCACCCCAUUGGCCACCCCAAGCACCACAUCAGAGCGGUUAAAAGUUUUGACGGCUGUGGAAAAAUGCGGAACCUUUCUCGCACCGCUAGUACACUGUCGGACCCUUUAGCCACGCGCAGCGCGCACACAUCCUGUAUUUGAAUUAAACGGCUCAAGCAUGGCCUGAGAAUGCCUGUUACCACCUGACGCUUCGACCGGCACCUGCGGCUAAGUGAAGAAACCCAAAACAGAAAGGUAUGAUAUCAUAAUGGAUGUUGUUUUUGUCUUCUAAUAACUGUGACUAUCCCACCCAUGACUAUCUAUUUUGCGAAGUUUAGAAGCAAGCUAGAUCGGAGGAGAACAUAGUAAACUGUUAAAAUUGCUAUAUGCUAUGCUGUAUUUGAUAACUAUGUUGCGAGAUUGUGUACAGUGUUUUAAUAUAAUCUCUCUCUUGUCUCUACACACGUUUGUUUUUGCAACUUCGGAUCGACUUUCGAUCUAGUUAUUUGCUGUUAACUGCUAUUGUUGCCAGAACGUGUUAUGAUUGUGUCAGGUAUAUACAGUAUGCAUUUUGGAUAGGUGUCAUUAAAGAGGGAAAAAUAAUGAAGAGGAAGAAGGCAGACAUAGCGUCCUUCUUCAGGGCAAGUGGAAAGAAGACAGCUAAGGCAAAGAAUGAGGAUGAGAUGGAGAAAAAACAGGCAGAGAGCGAGGAUGAGGAGCCCCCAGAGAGCAGCAACUUAAAUGGACCUCCAGAUGUUUCUGAAAGAUUGAUUGAGAGCAGGACAGAAGAGUCCUCCCUGAGGAGUGGCCCCAGUGGAUCCCCAGAUUCCCACAGAGAAGAUUCAGACAGCGAGAGAGAGGAGCCUCCAACAACGAGUGGCGGCCCAAGUGGACCUCCAGACAUUUCCAAAUCAAGAACUGAUAGUCCAGUCCAGCCACGUCUGAAACUCUAUCCGAGGACACUCCAGGGCGACAGGCGCAGACACUUUCAGGCAUCGUGGUACUCUAUCCACACAUGGCUUGAAUAUUCACUGUCACAAGACUCAGCAUACUGUUAUGCAUGCAGGCAUUUUGGCCUCCCACACACAGAGUCAGUGUUUACGUCAGCCUUGGGUUUUAAAAACUGGAAAAAGGCAACAUUCAGAGAUGGAGGGUUUUGUGGACAUGCAAAGGGAGAGGGUCACACAAAUGCAAUGAUUGCUUGGAAAGAAUAUGAGAGAGCAGAUAAAGCUGAUGCCUUGUUAAUGAGUACUUUAAGUAAAGAACAUCAUAAGCAGAUAGAGGAAAAUCGUGCCUACAGAAAAAGUUUAGCAGAAGUCCUACUGUUAACUGCAACCCAGAAUAUUUCACAGAGGGGACACAAGGAGACAGUAGAUGCAGACAACAGGGGAAACUUCUUGGCUAUAUUGGACAUGAUUGCUAAACAUGACCCAGUUGUUAAAAAGAAAAUGACAGGGCCUCGCAAUGCAAAAUACACGAGCCACCAAAUUCAAAAUGAAAUUUUGGAUACAUUAGCUGAAAUGGUACGCGCUUCCAUCAUAAACAAAGUCAAGGAGAGUGAAGUCUUUUCCCUUAUGGCAGAUGAAACUAAAGACCUUAAAAGAAAGGAGCAGAUCUCUUUAGUGUUAAGAUAUUAUUAUGCAGGAGCCGUAAAAGAGAGCUUUUUGCACUUUGAAUCUGCAGACCGCCUAGAUGCUGCAGGCCUGACGUAUAAAAUAAUACAGGUACUUGAGAGAUGUGGCUUGGAAUACAAAAGUAACCUGAUCCGGCAAUCAUAUGAUGGGGCUUCUGUCAUGAGUGGCAAGCACUCAGGCGUUCAGGCUCGUAUUAAAGAGGUGGCAAAACAGGCCUUUUAUGUACAUUGUAAUGCCCAUUGUCUUAAUCUUGUUCUUGUGGACACAGUUAAGGCAGUACCACAAGCUGAAUGUUUUUUCGCAUUGUUGCAGAGACUCUAUGUAUUUGUGUCUGGCUCGUACAUUCACAACAAGUGGCUGAACAUACAGAAAGAAAUGUAUCCUGGAGCACCCAGAGAACUUCAGCGAUUGAGUGAAACAAGGUGGGCUUGCCGGCAUAUAGCUUGCCACACUGUUCUUAAUAGACUACCUGCCAUCAUGCGUCUCCUUGUAGAAGUGGCUUCAGAAAACAGUGGCGAUAGAAGCAUUGAUGCACGAGGCUUGCUCGCUCAAUUUGACCUGCAGUUCAUUGGACUUUUGGUGAUAUGCAAUAAGGUUUUUGGUGAUGCAAGGUGUCUCUCUGACAUGCUACAGUCUCCCUCUCUUGAUUUGUGUUCAGCUGAGGAUCUAGUUCAAGCCCUUGUGCAAAAUGAUCAAGCUUACAGGGAUGAAUCCUAAUUUGAAGGACUCUGGAGAGAAAUCUUAAAUACUGCUGAAAAAUGUGAUGUAGAGGUGGAACCUACUUCAAAAAGAAAGACAAAACAGAGCCGGUGGCUAGAUGGACAUGCUGUCAUGUCCUCAACGGGUGAGCGUUCAGAGCAGAGUAUGGACACUUUCCGUACCAGCAUAUUUUACCCUGUGCUGGAUAACAUGCUCAGUGAGCUAAACAGACGAUUUGCUAAACCAAAUUGUGAAAUAAUGUUGGGAAUCCAAGCCUUAAAUCCGUCAAGUAAUACAUUUUGCCAAGAGCAAGCUCUAUUUGCAUUUGCUUCUAUUUAUGAAUGUAACACAGAUGACCUCAAACACGAGUUACACCAAAUGAAAAGAAUCCUAGAGAGAAAAGUCAAAUCUGGCAUACAGAAGCCCUCUAGCCUAGUAGAACUCACUAAAUUCGUUGAACCCUUUAAAGAGGUAUUCCAUGAGCUCUUCAGGUUAUGCAAAAUUGCUAUUGCCAUACCAGUCAGUACUGCCUCCUGUGAACGCAGCUUUUCCACACUCAAGUUAAUAAAGACACACUUGAGAUCCACUAUGGAUGAUGAUCGACUGAGCAGUCUGGGUAUUUUAAGUGUGGAGUCCAGACGAGCAAAGUCCCUGGACUUGGAUGAAUUUGUUAAUCGAUUUGCUGCUAAUCACAAUAACCGCAGAAUACGUCUGAAAUGAGUGUGUAAACAAUGAUAUGAUGAAGUGAUGAUGUAAAUAGUUUCAAUAAUGCAGUUAGAAGUUCUGCAUUGGAAGAUUCCAUGUAAAUAAUCCCCAAGGGCUUCGAGGCAAUUGUUUUUUUAAGAGGCACUAUUUUUUAUAACACAAAGGAAAGUAUCAAAGUGUUCAAUGCCUCUGUUAUAUACAGGAGGCUAAUCUUUAGAUCUUUAAGGACAGUCAUUGAAGUGUUCAGUUUUCAUGAGAUGUCACUGUUUGGAUUCUCUGUCUGAUAUGUGUAAAUGUGGCUCAAACUUGAAUCAUUCUUGCAGACUCCGCCUAAUACCCAUUGUGAAUAUGAUGUUUGUUAUUAUGUGUUUGAUAGAUGUUUAUGGAUCGAAUUGAAGAAAAAUUGACACUGCUUAUUUAAACAGGCUGUUAAUGCUUGUCGUAUUUACAUUUGUUGUAAUUCAGCAAAUAGUAUUCAGGAUGUUAUUUUAUUUAUUUUCAUAUUUCUAUACAUUAGCUCAGUAUUUUAUACUUUUUGUUAUUUAAAGAUAAAUCCAUAUUGUGAUCAGACUUGAUUAAAAAAACAUUGCACUUCUAAUUUUGCAUCCUUGUUUUGUAUUCCUGAUGAUACACUGAGAGAAUUGACUUGGCUUGUCGCCAUAAACUGAGGACAUCUCUACUAUAAAAUAGAGUACCUUACUGUCAUUGCAUAUCUCUACAACCAUUGUUCGACUCAGUCGUACAAUACAAAAAAAAACACAAAUAGCAAUCGGUAAAUCAACACAGUUUAAAACCAAGUAUGAAUACAGAAUAAGUGUAUUCUUUUUUUUCACCUGAAUUCCGAAUAAUGUUGAGAUGUUUCCUAUAUGUGUCUUAAAUAGCUCUGCAUUGCCUGGUGAGACACAUGCUUGCCACCCAAAAAUUAUCACUGGCCCCAUCCUUGCCACCCCAAUGGAAAUUCCCUGGCUCCGCCACUGUGAGCGCCACGUCUCGUGUUCUAAUGAGCACAAGGAGCGAGCCGUGGGGAGGAGGAGGAAACAGAAACUCCAGCUCAGUACAAACCACCUGCAGCUUCUGCUCUGAUCAUGAAGCCGCUGAUCUCUGAGCAGAAGCUCUGUGAUUCCACUGUUCUACAAAGUCACUGAGCGGCUGCUUCACGGUGACGGCCUCAGAUCUCAGUCAUUGCUUGUAUCUCCGAACAAGUGUGUGGCGAUGUCUGGGGUGGAGCACCGGGGCCUGUGUGUCGUGUGUGUAGCUCAGUGGACCAAUCCUGCUCGAGACUGAGGUUGGGACCUCCUUCCUCAUUUACAUAGGGACACUUAAAUGUGGAAAUAAAUAAAUGUGGAAAUAUAAUGCUGGAGGUUGGAGGGAUGCUGCGAUUAUCCAAACCGCAGUAAAUUCCCUCGGCAGAUAGAAAGGACAGCACUUUAUGAUCACAUACUCCGCCAGUGGUGAACAGUGUCUCCAUACUACCACAGCGUCCUGGCACCACGCAUCAGGUAUGUAAACACAAACUCCUCCACCGCGUUGUUUACCUCCGUUAACGAGGGCUGUGUCCGCACGAUAGCAUAUUAACUACUCAAGAUGUACAGCGGAGUCGGGGAUGUUGUCAUUAAGCCAUUUUUCAGUGAAAACAAGCACACAGCAGUUACUCACUGUACGAUUCGCUGACCUCAGCAGUCGUAUAUGAUCCAUUUUAUUGUCCAAGGAUCGUCCGUUGGCCAUGAUGAUGGAUGGUAAGGCUGAAGGCCAAAUUAUACUCGUGUUGCACGGACGCACGCAUGCACGCAAGACACGCAACACGCCCCUUUCGAGCCCUCUGGCGGCUUGCGUGCGUCCGCCAAUUUUUCUAACUAUACGACAAAACGACGCGAGCCUCACGCAGCCCGCAAGGCUUGUGAUUGGUCGGCUGACUACAUCCCGUCCGGAGUCUAGUUUCCGGUUUCAUGCCCCACAAUAUGCGGAAAUCACGGAAGAUUUAGAAGAACGAAUAUGGACCAAAUAGAAGAGCACUUGGCAGAAGAGAUCCGAAAGUAUGACCACUUAUAUAACCCGUCACUGACUGGCCGAUUUGUCCGCCAGAAAUAGGCUAUGAGGAGCCGGAGUGGCGAUGUAAAUAAACAUUCGACGAAGAAGAAGACGUCUCUUCUUUGUGUGUUUUGUUUUCGAAAAAAAAAGUUACUCCGCCUAGUGUUCUGGCGGUGAAUUGCGUUGCAACACGCGCAACACGUUUAGGAAGCAUAAACCAAAACGGAUCCGUCGAUGCAGCUGCGUGGCCUUCCGCGGUUGCAGUCGCAGGACUAUAAUUAGGCCUUGAGCGAGUUGGGCUAGCCGCUAGCCUAGCUCGGAUACCUCCGCGCUUGCUCCUCUUCUGCUUCGUUGCACCACGUUUCCGACAUCUCUUUAUCGGGGCUGUAGUCGCAGUCGGGUCCGGUGUAAUCAUCCGAUUGGCGAAGUCAUCCGAGCUCCUUGUAGGUUGUCUCUGUUGUAGUAUCCAACACGUUGUUUAACUUGCUCUUGCAGAUGUCUAACAGAGCCUGUUGAAUGUACUUGUAAUCCGACGCAGACAGACGAACACCACAAAUUUUAUUUGAUUGUUGAUUUUGAAUAAUUCAAUUGAAUAUAUAUUGAUCAACAGAAUUUAUUGUGAUUUACAUAUUUGUUGCGGUCUGUUGUACUUAAGUAAAUAAGCUAUCCUGGUUUAAUCUCUUACAAGGAUAUAUAUACUAAGGAAUAAUUUACCUUCCAUUGUGCCUUUUUUUGGUGAAAAAUCAUGCCAAUGACCCUUCAUGAAGAACAUUUAACAUUUAACAAAAGACGUGCUCUCUUCCUGUCUUCUGCGUCUACCACGUGCAGUUGCGCCGAGCGCCUUCUGAGACAGUUCAUGCAGGGUUUGCAGCAGACUGCACAUUAUUUGGUGUAAUUCUACAUAAACGCAGUGAACAAUGAACAUGCAUGAUUGUGAUUUUUAUCACUGUAAUUCACUGCGAAGCCUGUACAAGUAAAGCCUGAAACAUGCUUCUGCGUUUUCACGGGCCCGUAAGCGCAAGAGCCCUUCCGGGUCCCUUACGUGCUUAUGUAUCCCUCCUUACGUGCUGACGGGUGUCGACCCCCUUUUCUAAAAUUUACGGCAAAGCUCCGCAAGCUCACUCAGCCCGCAAGGCUGUGAUUGGUCUGCUCUACAUCCCUUCUGGAGCUGCAUUUCCGGUUUCAUGCCCCAUAAUACCGGCAGAAAUCACGGAAGAUUUAGAAGAACGAAUAUGGACCAAAUAGAAGAGCACUUGGCAGAAGAUAUCCGAUAGUAUGAUCACUUGUAUAACCUGUCACUGACUGGCGGAUUUGUCCGCCAGAAAAAGGCUACGAGGAGCCGCAGUGGCUAUGUAAAUAAACAAUCGACGAAGAAGAAAGAAGGCGUCUCUAAGGUCGUCUCGACAAAAAGCAUUACUCCGCCUAGUGUUCUGGCGCGGAAUUGCUUUGUAAGACGCGCAACGGUUGGGGAAGCAUGAAUGAAAACGAGUCUUGCGCCACAGCGGCGUGAAAAGACGCAGACGCAGUCGCAGAAGCAUGUUUCAGGCUUAAGGAAAACGCGUAUGAUGGCCGAAAUUUGAAAUAAGAAUAGAAAAAAAAGUCAACCCGCCAUCUCACUCUAUGCCAGUAAUUCUCAAACAGGUGGGGUUCAGAGGCAUAACAGGUGGGGCGCUCGACCGGGAGGGGGAAAUGUGAGAAGGUACUUAUGUUUUAACGUCCACAUCUUUUUAGCGGUUGAACAAUCAACAAAAUCGUUCUUUCGACGUAGCCAGGGGUCGGUGCCCGCGGCUCUGGAGCGGCGCCCUGUAGCUACAGUGAAGUGUAUGUAGGGAAUAUUUUUCACGAACAGUGAACUCACGUUAAUUUGUUGAUUCAUGAUCGUAUCAGGCCAGCAUGAAAUACCAGUAGCGGCAAAUGUUUGUGUGUUUCCCCAGACAGCAAACACACUCAGGCCCAGAGGCUCCGCCCCCACUCAUUUGCUCAGAGAGACACACAGUGAGAUCCAAGCUCGUUCGCGUGAAGCCGCCAGUCAGUGACAAACACGACACAGUGUUCAAAAACCAAACUGGGGUACGGAGUACGGAAAAUGUUUCAGGGGGAAACUAAAAUUAGUUUGACACCCCUGCUCUAGAGGUCUUUGCACAGCCUGCUUCUAAUCAAUUUUGUAAAUACUCAUACACACACAUUUUUUCUGAUGUUCUCAAUAAAAUGUGGCAUCUAUUGCACUUCUGUCCGUCCUGGUAGAGGGAUCACUCACAUGUGGCUCUCUCUGAGGUUUCUGAAUAUUUUUUUUUUAAACAUGGUGUAGCUUACGCUUUCAAACCAUCCACAUUGGGUUGUGGUUUCAUCAGCACUUUGGAGACGACGUAUGAAUGUGUGUCUGCAAGCUAACAAGUAAACUACUUUUCAAGCCGAUUAUUGGUAACAUCGUUGUUUUACCUUGUUCUGGAAGAGUGUAGAUUAGCCUUUGGUCCUCCGGUCUCAAGCAAUGAAGUAAGACUGCACAUCGCCUUCAAUCUGGCCAUGUUUCUCCUCUAGAGUUAAUCAGUAGCAUGUGUUAUCAAAGAUUUUCCACUAUGUUUCAAAUAGUAUUGGCAGCUCGCCAAUGUAAUGAAGAAAUAGUGUUGGAAUUGGUAAUGAAGCGCUCAUCCUCGUUGCCAAUUUGUCACAUUGUUUGUGAGUCAAGCAUAGGAGACAAGUGUAUGGUUCUUGAACUGUUAAGGUUUUAUUUAGCAAUUGCUAACAAUGCCGACAUGGCUACAUGUUUCCCUUACACACACAUUCUGCUUCUCUCUGAUAACCGCUCCUGUACUCUCUACCUACUGUGGCUCCUUCUUCUUUUACCCUCUCUAUAGUCUCACGGUGACACUUACUGUUAAGGGAUGAUACAGCAGUAGUAAAUCACAGCAUAAGCAUUCAUAUAAAAUUGUCAUUGUUUAAAAACACAACACUUGCAUCAUCAGCUCUGAACACAACAUGUUUUAGACUGGGUGUAACCCAACAGUAUAAUGAGACACUUUCAAUACAGGUGUAGGAAUUGUUUGCAGUUGUAAAUGUAUGUAGGUAAGUAAAGCCACAGAAUGACAGGAAAACACAUUUGCACAUAACACAUGUUAAAGACUAGUUCUGCCAACUAAUAGUACAUGUGAUGCAUGAUUUGAUAAGAACGCAAGUCAACUUCUAUUUUGUUGACUAACCUCACUUGUUUUUGACUUCAUCACUUAACUUCAUCACUUAACUCAGGGUGUCUGUCUUUACUAUACUAUAACAAGUUGAGGUAAGAGUUCAGAUGUUGAUUUAAGGCAGAGGUGUCCAAACUACAGCCCGCGGGCCAUCUGCGGCCCGCCAUCCAUUUUAAAUUGGCCCGCCUCAAAAAAAAAAUUAUUUAACUUUCUUGAUUCUUGUUGUUCGUGGUUUGUACCCUCGGGUACCCUUGAAUGCAUUGAUUGUAAAUCGCUUUGGAUUAAAGCGUCAGCUAAAUUAAUUGUAAUGUAAUGGACUAUGGCCCACUGUAUUGUAUGUCUCAGAUAAGACACUAGGUGGCACCCAACUCACCCCUGACCUGCCAGCUGUCCCUCAGAACGCCGCCACGCCCACCGCAACUGAACGAUGCAAUUGAGGCGCACUGUCAACGGUCCGCUCCAGGGCAGGGGGCGUGGCGGCGAGAGUGGCCCAGACCUUUGAAUUUUUUUCUGUAUGUGGCCCUCGGGAUUAGAAGUUUGGACACCCCUGACUUAAGGCCAUGUUGGUUGGCUUUGACACACAGGAGAAUUAAAGGGGACAUAUUAUGCCCAUUUUACCACAGUUGAUAUGGUUCCUUGGGGUCUUAAUGAAAUGUCUGUAACAUAUUUUGGUAAAAAUACCACAAGGAUCAUUUAAAACAGCACCCUUUUUACCCUGUCUAAAGCAGCCCUCCUCAGGUUGACCUGUUUUGAGUGCCCUGACGUGACGUGAAUUCUGGUCGUAAUCCCAUUCUACGCACUCUAGCGUAUAGUUUCUGACAUAAAGGAACCACAACAAAUUGCGGGAGUUGUUUUUUUCCAGAGUUUUUUGGACGAUAGACAUGCCAGAUACCCAAAUUAACGUGUAGAAGCACUACUAAAGUGGAAUGUUCAUAAUAUGUCCCCUUUAACUCAAACCUCUCAUAUCUAUGUGUAAUUUGUGCUCAAGCUCCCGUUAUGAUGGUCUGUAUUAUACUGACUCCGCCUCACUAAUGUUGUCUUGGUGGUUGUC
Molecule: messenger RNA, 10729 nt
Organism: Platichthys flesus (European flounder)
Lineage: Eukaryota; Metazoa; Chordata; Actinopteri; Pleuronectiformes; Pleuronectidae
Product: zinc finger MYM-type protein 1-like
Exons: 4
Coding region: 2033-3781 (582 amino acids)
Source: RefSeq, a predicted model, not a curated record